UAGCAAAUGUCACAAUCAGUCUACAAAAACAAAUGUCCAUUCUCCAAAUGGACAUCAGAGCAGCUCUGGCAGUGUCUUCAGCAAAUCAAGUAGUAACCAAAGACUACUUGAAGGUAAUCAUUGACAAUCAGAAGGAAGCACACAAACUAUUCAGACUUCUUACCACAAAUUCUGGAAAUCGCAAGAUGGAAGUGGUUCUUCAACAACACAGUCCAUCCUUGAUUCCAGAGCUCCCCAUUGCAGUCAAAGAAGGAGAAGUCUCUUACAUUCCUACACAUCUAAACUUGACUGAUCUAGUCCUUGAAGCUCAGAGAAGCAAUCCAGAAAACUCAACACAGCGCUUAUCCAGCUCCGGAUUGGAUGGAACAGAGGCUGUAGGAACAAUUGCUGCUCACUUCUCAAAUGAAAAUCAAACAGAGGAGAGACGGAACAACAUGAGGCGCAUCAAAGAACUAUGUGGAAACAUGCAAGGCAUCAGGGAGAUUGCCAAAUCUUCAAAGCGCAAGAAGCACUGAAGGCUUUUUUCAUCAAAUCAGGGGGAAAGUAUGUGAAAACAUUAUUUUGCUUUGAUGAAAACACCUUCUUAUUUAAACAUUGCUCUACUGGUUUAAACUUUGCCUUAAUAUUUCUCUUAAUUGUGCUCACUAUGCUUGAUUAUACCUAAUUCAAGUAUGUUUUUGAGAUUUAUUCUUAGCGCAUACAUUCAGGGGGAACUUAACUAGUUUUUGGCUAACAAUUGCUUUUGGCAAUGAAUUAUUGAUAAGCUC
Molecule: messenger RNA, 767 nt
Organism: Cuscuta campestris
Lineage: Eukaryota; Viridiplantae; Streptophyta; Magnoliopsida; Solanales; Convolvulaceae
Source: the annotation of a GenBank genome assembly